Messenger RNA from Diaporthe citri, 1722 nucleotides. RefSeq lists its product as uncharacterized. The record is from RefSeq and is a predicted model, not a curated record. Lineage: Eukaryota; Fungi; Ascomycota; Sordariomycetes; Diaporthales; Diaporthaceae. The transcript has a single exon. The coding region runs from base 1 to 1722 and encodes 573 amino acids. Gene Ontology annotation, cellular component: nucleus. Gene Ontology annotation, molecular function: transcription coregulator activity; RNA polymerase binding.
AUGCUCAAGUCAACCUACAAACCCUCGGCGACCUCGCCCCAACCGUUGCUCCCAGGAUGGACCGAACACAAGGCGCCGACCGGCCACACCUACUACUACAAUGCCGCCACCAAGACAUCGACCUACACCCGCCCGAGCGCGCCACCGCCUGCGCCCGCGCCCAUGGACCCCUCUGCGAGCUUCAUGCAGCACAGCGCUGUCCCGAACGUGAACCUCUCCGACCCGCGCGUCGCCAACGCUUUCAUGUCACAGUACAACCAGCCGCCAGCCGUACAGAACCAUCGCGGCGGCCAUGGAGGACGAGGCGGGAGGGGAGGUGCACACGGGGACAGACCGCGACCCCAACCGACCGACAAGCCAAGGUCCAAGGUUGCCAUCCCCGGCUGCGAGCCGUGGAUCCUGGUCUACACAAAGUGCCAACGACGCUUUGCCUAUAACCCUGUCAAGAACGCGAGCUACUGGCGCAUCCCGGAGAAGCUGAUGCCGGCAAUACUUGAACUGGACAGGGCGAGGAUACGAGACAAGGCAGGUUUCGGGGAGAAGAAAGAGCAAGAAGACGGCAAUUCGGACAGCCCUCGAAACAACACAGCUCCAAAUGGCGACGGUACCGAGGAUGGUCAGGCCGCUGUGGAAGAAACCGCCCAAGAUCCCCAGCAUGAUUAUGACAGCUCCGAGUACGAGGAGGUCGAGGUCACGGACGAUGAGGCAGAAGACGGCGAGGGCGACGAUGGGCAUGCCACAAAACGCCAGAGGAUCGGAGAGACCUCGGAAGACGACGACCGACCGGCGGAAUUCAGCGAGGCAGACAUUGCAGCUCAGCUGCAGGCCAUGGGCGAAGAGUAUGGACUCGACCCGGGCGAAUACGACGACGGCCACAUGGAUGAAUGGCCCGAAGGCGCAGCCGGCAUCGAGUUAUCUGAGGAGGACGCCAAGGGCUUGUUCAAAGACCUUCUCAACGACUACGGAAUCAACCCGUACAGCCCUUGGGAGAAGCUCAUCGAGGAGGGCAAGGUCUUCGAUGACAAUCGAUACACGGUCCUCAGCACCACCAAGGCUAGGAGAGAAGUAUGGGAGGAAUGGUCACGAGAGAAGAUCAAGGAGCUUCAGGAGCAGAGGGCAAAACAAGAGAAGAAGGACCCGCGGAUACCGUACCUCGCGUUGCUGCACGACAAGGCAACACCGAAGCUGUACUGGCCCGAGUUCAAAAGAAAACACAAAAAGGAGCCAUCAAUGAAGGACUCGUCCCUGCCAGAUAAGGACAGAGAGAAGCUCUACAGGGAACACAUCAAUCGGCUCAAGCUCCCACAAGCCACCCUGAAGACCGACCUGGCCAACCUCCUCAAAUCCAUACCUAUAUCACAACUCAACAACAAGACCCUGCUUACCCAUCUCCCUCCACAAAUCAUCACCGACAUCCGCUACAUCUCGCUGGAUGCCAAGACCCGCGACUCUCUAGUCGAUGCCUUCAUCCAGACCUUACCCCCGCCUCCUGAAAACGGAGACGCAGCAGGUGAUUCUGAAGCAGCACAGAAGGUGCUGGACAUGCGCAAAAAGAGGGAGAAAGCGCUUCAGGACCGGGAGAAGGCCGUCGAGGAGGAGAAGCGUAGGCAGGAGAAGAAUCUGAGGCACAGCAAAGCCUUGCUCAGGGAUGGAGAGCGGGAGCUGCAGGCGGCAAUGGAGGUUGGGAAUAGGGGGCUGCACAGUCAGCUUGACCGAAAUUAG